Schistosoma curassoni is the source of this 3280-nucleotide messenger RNA. NCBI's taxonomy places the organism in Eukaryota, Metazoa, Platyhelminthes, Trematoda, Strigeidida, Schistosomatidae. The record is from the annotation of a GenBank genome assembly.
GUUAAUGGCUCGGAGACUUUCAAAAGCUGCGUUACUCGUUGAACCUAAGCACACGACCUUGGUUAAUACCGUUAGGCUUGUAGACAGGUUACUUAUCCAGUCUUUUGGAUUCAUUCAUUUUGUGCUCUAAUCAUAAAACUUCUGGGAAAGAAAUCGCGCAAAAGUUAUGAGUGUUGUUACACCUAGUGAUUUAAUCAGAGAAUCUGCCCAUGUUAAGUCAGCAGAAGAACACAAAUUAUUGUCUGACAAAGCAUUAUGCAAUCCUAAGGAAUUUUGGUUGGGAUAUGCAAUGAAGUUUCACUGGCAUUCACCUCCUUCAUUCGGAAAAUGUCUUAGUUACAAUUUCGAUUGCCGUAAAGGACCUAUUUUUGUUAAAUGGUUUGAGGAUGGAUGCACAAAUAUUUGCUACAAUAUCUUGGAUCGCAAUGUUGACCGUGGUUUUGACGAUAAAGUGGCAAUUUUAUGGGAAGGCAACGAUCCAAAUGAUACAAAUCGUUUGACGUACUCUGAAAUGUUGACCAAGGUCAAAAGAAUUGGUAAAAUGCUCGCGAAUCUCGGUAUUAGAAAGGGAGAUUGUGUUGCCAUUUAUAUGCCUAUGAUUCCAGAGCUCCUGAUGACUAUGUUAGCAUGUGCUCGUAUUGGUGCUGUACAUACUGUUGUAUUUGGUGGGUUUUCCGCCUGUGCUCUUGCCGAUCGAAUUAUCGAUGCCAAAUGUAGCAUUCUUAUCACUGCUGAUGGAACAUGGAGAGGAUCGAAACUUAUUCAACUUAAAUCAAUUGCGUCUACUGCAAUGGAUAUGUGUGAAGAUAAAGGAUAUUUUAUCCAACGAUGUGUUGUAUUUCAACAUGUUACUGCUUUUCCCUCUAAAUCCAUUAAUGGAAUCAGUAAUAAUGUUGAAAGUAAAGAUGGCGUUCGACCCGCUUCAAUGCUUGAUGUUCCAUUGAAGGAUGGUCGUGAUUAUUGGUGGCAUGAUAUAAUCAGUACUAUUCCUGAAAAUACUGAUUGUCCUGUAGAAUGGGUGAAUUCAGAAGAUCCGUUAUUUAUACUUUAUACAAGUGGCAGUACAGGCCGACCGAAAGGUGUUGUACACACCACAGGUGGCUACAUGGUUUAUACAGCUACAACAUUCUUCUACACGUUCGAUUAUCAUGAAGAUGAUAUAUAUUGGUGUACUGCUGAUGCCGGUUGGAUAACAGGUCAUUCAUACGUUGUAUAUGGACCAUUAUUAAACGGUGCUACAAGUGUAAUAUUUGAAGGUAUUCCAACUUGGCCUGAUCCGGGUCGAUAUUGGUCUAUCGUAGAUCGAUAUAAAGUGACAAAAUUCUAUACAGCUCCAACAGCAAUUCGUACGUUAAUAAAAGCUGGUGAUCAAUACGUCCAAUGUUAUGAUCGUACAUCAUUAAAGGUCCUUGGAAGUGUUGGUGAGCCAAUCAAUGUAUCUGCUUGGGAAUGGUAUUAUAAUGUUGUGGGUAAUGGUAAAUGUUCAAUUGUAGAUACAUUUUGGCAAACAGAAACUGGUGGACAUAUGCUUACUUCAUUACCUGGAGCAAAUAUAAUGAAACCUGGUUGUGCUACUAAACCAUUCUUUGGCAUUGAUGCUCGAAUAUUAUCUGAGAGUGGUGAAGAUUUAACAGAAAAUUCAAAAACACUAGGUAUCAAUGUAGAAGGUUAUUUGGUCUUUGCUAAACCAUGGCCUGGUAUGAUGAGAACAAUCAAUAAUAAUCAUGAAUUAUUUGAAUCAGUUUAUUUUAAACGUUUUCCUGGUUAUUAUAUUGCUGGUGACGGUUCUGUGUUAGAUAAAGAUGGAGAUUUUUGGAUAACAGGUCGUUUAGAUGAUAUGCUGAAUGUUAGCGGUCAUCUUAUUAGUACAGCAGAAGUAGAAAAUGCUCUUCUAUUAGAUCCAAAUGUUAGUGAAGCUGCUGUUGUUGGUCGAAAACAUCCAGUUAAGGGUGAAUGUUUAUAUUGUUUUGUUACAUUGAAAGAUUCUAUACUAAAUGAUCAUAUGAAUGGUUUCAUGAAUGUUGAUAUAAUUACACAAGAAAUGAAAUCAGAAUUAUGUCAAAUGAUUCGAACAAAAAUUGGACCAUUUGCUACUCCAGAUUACAUCCAGAGUGCACCUAUAUUGCCAAAAACACGUAGUGGUAAAAUUAUACGACGUAUUUUACGUAAAAUAGCUAAUGAAGAUUAUGAAUUUGGUGAUACAUCAACUUUAUUGGAUCAUUCUUGUUUAGAGACUUUAAUUAAAUUAUCCAAAUUUGUCAUAAAUACAUAAUUGAAUGUGUUCCUCUCAGUUUUGUUGUUGAUCUUCUUUUUAUCUCUUUUAUUUUCUUCAAAACUGUGUGACAAUCACAGAGAUGAAAAUUAGUAAUGACACAUUCAAUAUACCUUUAUAUUAUUAUUAUCAUCAUCAUCAUUUACAUUGAAGUGUUUAUUCGCUCAUUGUUAUUAUUUUUCUAGUUAAAUAACAAUUUCUGUAAUUCAUUCUUUCUUUUGUCAUAUCAUGAAUUGAAUGUUUUGUCUUCAGUGUGUUUAUCUACUUAUCUGUUUAUUUUUUCUUAUGGUUCACUGUUGUCAGUUGUAUUAUUAUUAACAUUGGUGUUCUUGUUGCUACAGUUACACAGGACUUAUGUGAACUGUGCAACGUUUCAUAGAUAUUAGUCUAUUUAUGUGAAUCUCAUAACUUCUAUUGUUACUAUUUAUUGUGUACUUACUUUUUUGUUGAAAUGUCUCCGUUUCCAUAUAUAUAUAAUUACAUGCUAAUAUUACUACUACUAGUAUUACUACGAUUAUUAUUAUUAUCUUUAUCAUUGCAAUCCUUUCCUCCCAACCCUCCCCCCUCUUGAUCAAGUAGUAAGGUUGUGGGCUUUUAUUACUUAUUGUCCUUUUUUUAGGAAUUCGUUUUUCCGAACUUGACUAGCCGUUUAUUACUUAGUUCUAUAUUGUUACCAGCUUUUUUUUUUACUUCACCUACUACCAUCCAUGACAACUUUGUUUAUUUUUCUUAUGUGACACCUGUUUUUUCUCCUCCUCGAAAUGAGCAAUUCAAAUAUUCGUCAAGUAAACUGUAUUACUAUUAGUGUUGUUAUUCAGCAUUUUUUUCUCUCCGUCAGUUUUUUAUUCUCUCCACAAUAUUUUGGAGCAGAAAUCUCACGGUUGUGACUAUUGUUUCAGUUUACUAUUUAUUACUAUUGUUAUUUUUAAACUGAAAAAGGGACAAUAUUAGAAUCCCUUAUGUUAUUAUUACAAAAUAACUACUUAAUUAUACCUGUGUUCAUUUUGA